AUGUCGUGUCCCGACUGCUUCAGCGGCCACGUGCACGAGGACGCUACGCCCAGAGGAACAGUCACCACCUUGCAUGGCCUGAAUGCAUAUGUGACGGAACCGACGUCCACAGAAUCCCCCAUCAAGGGAAUCAUCAUCAUCAUUCCGGAUGCGUUUGGGUGGGAGUUUGUCAAUAAUCGCAUUCUGGCUGAUCAUUAUGCCGAUAAGGGAGGGUAUAAGGUGUAUUUGCCUGAAUUCAUGAAUGGACACGCCGCCCCAGUCUGGUCCCUAAACACCCUAUCCGCAAUAAUGAAGACCUCAUCCAUCAUGGACUGGAUCACGAAACCAUACCACAUCGCCUGCGCCAUGUACGCCAUGAUCCCCUUCGUCUACCACACCAAAUUCACCACCUCCUGGCCCACCGUCAAGGCAUUCUUCACCGCCGUACGGCGCAACGAAGGCGCCAACCUCCCCAUCGCAGCUGCAGGGUUCUGCUGGGGCGGGCAACACACCGUGUACCUCGCACACGACAAAGAAGAAGACAAAGUAGAUGGCAAACCCCUAAUCGAUGCCGGUUUCACCGGCCAUCCCAGCAACCUGAAGAUCCCCGCGGAUAUCGAGAAGAUCAAGAUCCCUGUAAGCUUUGCGAUGGCGGAACUGGAUAUUGCGGUGAAAAUGCCGCAAAUUAAGCAGAUUGAGAAAGCCGUCGGAGAGGGGGAUGUGGGGGAGGUGAAGAUCUACUACGGGGCUGGGCAUGGGUUUUGUGUGCGUGCGGAUGUGAUGGUUAAGGAUGUGAGGGCGCAGGCGGAGGAGGCGGAGGAUCAGGCGAUUGCGUGGUUUCAGAAGCAGUUUGCGAAGGUGUCUUAUUGA
Molecule: messenger RNA, 849 nt
Organism: Aspergillus tubingensis
Lineage: Eukaryota; Fungi; Ascomycota; Eurotiomycetes; Eurotiales; Aspergillaceae
Product: dienelactone hydrolase family protein
Exons: 3
Coding region: 1-849 (282 amino acids)
Molecular function (GO): hydrolase activity
Source: RefSeq, a predicted model, not a curated record